AUGGAGUGUGUGACAUCCACCGCACCAGCGGUGCCGGUACCGCCGGCGGUACCGCUGCUGGGGGUGGCAUGCUUGGCGGCACCGCUGCAGCAGGGUGCCAUCGGCGCUUUGGGUUCCGUGCCGGGCACAGUCUGCGCGCAUCCCUUGGAUGUGCUCAAGAUCCGUUUGCAAACCACCACAAGAAGUGGUUCACUGCCGGAUGCUGCGCGAAGUCUCUUCAGAGAGAGAGGUUUUCGCGGAUUUUAUCAAGGUUUGUUGCCAGCUUUGGAGCAGCGCUUCUUAUCCCGAGGACCUAUGUUCUUGGUAUCAGAGGUGAGUACUGACCUGGUCGCGCAGCAUUUCUCGUGCAGCGAGUUGCAAGCGCGACUGGCGGGAUCAGCGUUGAGUGGGUACUUUGUAGGCUUCCUGCAAGCCCUCUCGGAGUACCGGAAAAAACUGCUCAGUCAAGGGGUGAUUUCAGCCUCGCGCGCUCGUCCUGGUAGCUUGUGCGCUGACGCGUGGAACGCGGGGCUGUUUCGCAGUGGCCUGCUGCGGCGCAUGCACGCGGCGGCAGUUUGCUGCUCAGUCUUUGACAGCAGUUUCUUUUGCACGCGCGAUUUCCUUUCGCACACCUUGCCGCCACCGUUGGCCUAUGGCAUAGCAGCAGCGACGGCAGUGGUGAUGGCGUAUCCGCUGGACACAGCUGUGUCAAGGAUGCUUAUCUUGCCGCCACACAAACCUGUGGCUUGCAUGAGACACUACAUCUUCCUGGACGCAAGGGGAUUUCGAGGUUUACCCGCUCGAUCAGGCGAGUUUUUUAUAUCGUACGCCGUGACGGGACUUGUGGACAUGGUCUUCCGGCUGCGGACCUGUUUUGAGCCCAGCGCCGCACAGUAUUUUCCCAGUCCCAAAGAGUGGGACCUGAAGCGCCCACGCGGCCCCGAGGUCCCUCAGGCUCCCGAGGGCCUCGAUGCCGCUGAAGCUGAGCAGUGCCAAGGUUGGACGCCCGACCUCGCAGCCUUGGGACCCUUGGGAGGUUCACUCCCAAAACUUGCAAUUGAACCAGCGCGCAUGUGUAAUGGGCUUCGAGGGCGCCCUGCAACACGGCCGGGCUGGUCGGUGCAGUUGCGCUGGCUGCCGGAGGAGCGGUGCGGCACUGCCGGCGAGGUCGAGCAUACCUGCGCAGAGCGGCGCAACAUGAGAGACGUGGUUCUGAUCGGCAGCGGCCUUGGAAGUCUCAGCUGCGCCGCGGUGCUGGCGGCGGCAAAGCGCCGGGUCACGGUCUGCGAGUCCCACUACAGGUUGGGUGGAGCCUGCCACACCUUUACAGCCAAAGUUGCUGAUGUGGGAGAGUUCCACUUCGAGUCGGGGCCUUCACUCUACAGCGGUUUGAGUUUAGAAGAGAGCCCCUCGCAGCUGAAGCACGUCUUUCAGAUCAUUGGCAAAGAACCGGAAUGGAUCACCUACGACCGUUGGAACGCCUUUUUGCCCGAGGGCGAAGUGAAUGUGGCGGUGGGGUACCAGCAGGUCGUCCAGAAGCUGCUGCCCAACUAUGGAGGUGCGGAUGCGGUGCAGCAGUGGCAGAAACUCAUGUCCGAACUGCGGCCCAUGUCGGAUGCGCUUUACAACGCACCUCCCUUCGGUGCUCUGCGGGAUGACUCCUGGGGCGCUGUCACCAUGGGACGAUUCGCCAGGCGAUUGGGGCCUCUCCUUUUUGGGAUCCCAGGAGGUGCAGCGCGGCUAAGCCAACCCUUUGAGGAGUUUCUCACCGAAGUGGGCGUCACUGACACCUUCGUCAAGAACUACUUGAGUCUCUUCAGCUUCCUUCUGCAGGGUUUGCCGAGUUACGGCUCUCCAACCUCCAUGAUGGCCUACAUGAUGGCAGACUUGUACCGCAAAGGCGGCACAUGCCUCUCGGCUUCUCCUGGCUUGCCGUGCAACGAAAAAAAGCACACCCUGUUGAUUGAGGAUUACAUCUCAGGCUUGGACUAUCCCAAGGGUGGUUCGGAAGCCAUCGUGCAGGCGCUGAUCGAUGGGAUCGAGGACAAGAGCCCAGAUGCCAAGAUUUGGACGCAGGCGCACGUGGCGCAGAUCUUGGUGAAGGGUCGUGCCUGUGGGGUUCGGCUCAAAGAUGGUACCGAGAUCCGGGCCAAAGAGGCCGUGGUCAGCGGCACCGACGUAGGCAUCACCCGGCAGCUGCUGCCGUCGGACAAAGGCACUUCGGAGCUGCGCGAGGCGCACAAAUUUUUCGAGGAGCAAUGGGCGGACCUGGAGCCAUUGAACUCCUUCAUCCACAUCCACCUGGGUUUCCGGGGGGAGGGCCUUCCCACCGAACACUGCCCGGACUUCCCGGCGCAGUGGGGCGUGGUGAACGACUGGGCGGAUCUGGAGCAAGCCAGGAAUGUGGUGCUGGUCAGCGUGCCAUCCUUGUUGGACCCAGACUUCGCGCCGAAGGGCUAUCACAGCCUCCACGCCUACACCCCCGCAACGGAACGCUGGGCCGACUGGGAGCACCUGGACCGGCGCAGUGCUGAGUACAAGGAGAAGAAGAAGGAAGCCGCGGACUUUUUGUAUUCGGCCAUUGAGCGCCAGGCCUCAAGACACAGAGCUGGAUAUUGCCUGAGCUGA
Cladocopium goreaui is the source of this 2607-nucleotide messenger RNA. The record is from the annotation of a GenBank genome assembly. NCBI's taxonomy places the organism in Eukaryota, Dinophyceae, Suessiales, Symbiodiniaceae.